Rattus rattus (black rat) is the source of this 2067-nucleotide messenger RNA. It is a transcript of the gene Serpinf2, whose product is annotated as serpin family F member 2. Gene Ontology annotation, molecular function: serine-type endopeptidase inhibitor activity. Bases 43 to 1437 code for a protein of 464 amino acids. NCBI's taxonomy places the organism in Eukaryota, Metazoa, Chordata, Mammalia, Rodentia, Muridae. The record is from RefSeq and is a predicted model, not a curated record. The transcript is spliced from 8 exons. Gene Ontology annotation, biological process: negative regulation of endopeptidase activity; negative regulation of fibrinolysis.
CUCUGUUCACCCUUUUCUCAACAGGUCUCUCCUGUGAGCGCCAUGGAUCUCCCGGGCCAGCAGCCAGUGAGUGAGCAAGCCCAGCAGAAGCUGCCCCCACUUGCCCUCCUCAAGUUGGGCAACCAGGAUCUUGGUGACCAUGCUACCCUGAAGAGGUCCCCAGGAGAUUGCAAGAGUGCCCCAACUACAGAGGAGACUCGCAGGCUGUCUCAGGCCAUGAUGGCUUUUACUAUUGACCUGUUCUCCCUGGUGGCCCAAACAUCCACCAGCUCCAACCUUGUCCUGUCACCCCUUAGUGUGGCCCUAGCACUCUCUCACCUGGCACUAGGUGCUCGGAACCAAACACUGGAGAACCUGCAACGAGUGCUGCACAUGAACAUGGGGUCCUGCAUCCCGCAUCUACUGAGCCAUUUCUGCCAGAACCUAAACCCCGGGACAAUCCGACUGGCGGCCAGAAUAUACUUGCAGAAAGGAUUUCCCAUCAAAGAUGAUUUCCUGGAGCAAUCGGAAAAGCUCUUCGGCGCAAAGCCCGUGAAACUGACUGGAAGGCAGGAAGAAGACCUGAUGAACAUCAACAAAUGGGUGAAGGAGGCCACAGAAGGGAAGAUUGAGGAUUUCCUCUCUGAGCUGCCGGAUAACACCGUGCUGCUCCUCCUCAAUGCCAUCCACUUUCAUGGUUUCUGGAGGACCAAGUUUGACCCCAGCCUCACCCAGAAAGACUCCUUCCACCUGGACGAGCAGUUCACAGUGCCAGUGGACAUGAUGCACGCACAGUCAUACCCUCUUCGAUGGUUCCUGCUGGAGCAACCUGAGAUACAGGUGGCUCAUUUCCCGUUUCAGAACAACAUGAGCUUCGUGGCCAUAAUGCCCACUUACUUUGGGUGGAAUGUGUCCGAGGUACUAGCCAACCUGACCUGGGACACUCUGUACCAGCCCUCGAUGUGGGAGAAGCCCACCAAGGUGCGGCUGCCUAAACUUCAUCUGGAACAGCAGCUGGACCUGGUGGCCACCCUCAGCAAGCUGGGCCUGCAGGACUUGUUCCAGAGCCCAGACCUGCGUGGGAUCUCUGACCAGAGUCUGGUGGUGUCUAGUGUGCAGCAUCAGUCUACCAUGGAGCUCAGUGAGGCUGGCGUGGAGGCAGCCGCAGCUACCAGCACAGCCAUGACUCGAAUGUCCCUCUCCUCCUUCUUUUUGAACCGACCAUUCAUCUUCUUCAUCAUGGAGGACACCAUAGGCAUACCCCUCUUUGUGGGAAGUGUGAGAAACCCUGACCCCAGUGCACAGCCCCAGCCCCAGGAACAGCAAGACUCCCCUGACGACAGGCGCUCAGACCAGAAUGACAAAGGUGACGUCCCCGGAGGCAAGACCUUUGCUCCUGACUUGAAACUUGCGCCCCGCCUGGAGGAAGAUUAUCCCCAGUUUAGCUCCCCCAAAUGAGGAGGGGCCCUGGCCAGCAGCAUCCUGAGUCCCCACCUGGAUCAGCCUCUCAACUCCUGUGACUCUUUCCAGCCAGCUUUGUGGGAUAGGGUGGGACCUGGGGGACAGUCACUGGGGAUUGGAGGCGGGGUGGGGCCUGGGAGGAGGCAGGCCCAGGGAGUCUUCAUUGCUUCCCAAGGGGCCCAGGAGGUGACCUUUUGUGGGCUGGCACUCGUGGAUAGUUUUGGCAAGAGGUAGGUUGGGCUAGUCCCUAACUUAGAGUCCCUCCACACGCUUUAGACAUAGCCCCAGAUGCCCUGGGUGGGAAAAAGAGAGACAAGUGUUGGUCUCCUGAGCUUAGACCGGCCUUGGUGUUCUACUCCAUGGGUGGAGGCGGACCUACCCUGACUCUGAUGUGCCUUGCUGAAGACAUUCAGGUCCCCAACCUGUGUCCUGCCACCCAAGCCACCCCUCUGGUUUUUGGAGAUGCCAGCACUGCCAGGAGCCUUCCUCCUUCAUCUUCCUCUCGUCCUCCUCUGCCAGGAAGCUCAGAGGCUGAGGCAGGGAAGGGCCCCUUUAGCUCCCAAGACUCUUUUGUAAGGUUUUUGUAGUGAUUUUUAUGCCACCUGAAUAAAGAAUGAAUGGAUCGGG